This is a messenger RNA of Oncorhynchus kisutch (coho salmon), 10615 nucleotides long. RefSeq names its product transient receptor potential cation channel subfamily M member 3. Gene Ontology annotation, biological process: monoatomic cation transmembrane transport; metal ion transport; protein tetramerization. The coding region runs from base 435 to 5693 and encodes 1752 amino acids. Gene Ontology annotation, cellular component: plasma membrane. Lineage: Eukaryota; Metazoa; Chordata; Actinopteri; Salmoniformes; Salmonidae. The record is from RefSeq and is a predicted model, not a curated record. The transcript is spliced from 26 exons. Gene Ontology annotation, molecular function: monoatomic cation channel activity.
UCCCGUGCUGUGCUGCUCUCCUCUCCUUUCCUCCUCUCCUUUUUGCUGCUCUCUUCUCUCUUCUUUCUCCAUUUCCUUUUCUUUGUUUUUUACUCUGUUCUGGAACGUAUGCUCCGGGUGGACUGGCAGACUGGGAUACUGGGAUACUGCAGGUGGAGAGAGGGCUGGAUGCUCCAGGCGUUCAGAACUCGGCCAUCGGACCCUGUGGAUCUGUGGGGAGGGGAGGGAGGGGUGGGGGAGAGGGAGAGUGGAAGGAUUGCACCCAGGUGAAGGAAGGGCUGAGCUGCCGGGGGACCAAAACAAAGGUGGUGGUCUGGUGUUAGGGGUCAUGCUCUGCCGGGAUCUGAGUUGUUCUAUUUGGCCGGAGACUCUGCUGCUUUGCCCCCUCCAAAGGGCUCUUUUCUUGGAAAAGCCAGGCGGGAGGAGCGGGAACCAUGAACCAGCAGCUGGAUGCUCCGCGGCCAAUCAACUGGACCAUUAGGAAACUGUGCGCUGCAGCCUUCCUACCAUCUGUACGCCUGCUCAAGGCACAGAAAUCGUGGAUUGAGAGAGCCUUCAACAAGAGAGAAUGUGUUCAUAUCAUAGUGAGUGCCAAAGACCCCCAUAGGUGCUGCUGUGGCCGUCUGAUUGGUCAGCACGUUGGCCUGCCCCCCGGCAUCUCCUCCAGUCAGAAUGACAAGACGGAGCGUCUGGCUAAGAAUGACAGCCUAUCAGAGAAAUGGUCAAUCAGCAAACACACCCAGCUCAGCCCCACCGACGCCUUCGGAACCAUCGAGUUCCAGGGAGGGGGCCACUCUAACAAAGCCAUGUAUGUGCGUGUGUCCUACGACACCAAGCCAGACCUCCUGCUGCACCUGAUGACCAAGGAGUGGCAGCUGGACCUUCCCAAGCUGCUCAUCUCGGUGCAUGGGGGCCUGCAGAACUUUGAGUUGCAGCCCAAACUCAAACAGGUCUUUGGCAAGGGUCUCAUCAAGGCUGCAAUGACAACCGGAGCCUGGAUCUUCACCGGCGGGGUCAACACAGGGGUGAUCCGGCAUGUGGGUGAUGCGCUAAAGGACCAUGCCUCUAAAUCUCGGGGGAAGAUCUGCACUAUUGGCAUCGCCCCCUGGGGCAUCGUGGAGAACCAGGAGGACCUGGUGGGAAAAGAUGUGGUCCGACCGUACCAGACCAUGUCCAACCCACUGAGCAAGCUGACCGUGCUCAACAGCCUGCACUCCCACUUCAUCCUGGCCGAUAAUGGGACCACAGGGAAGUACGGUGCUGAGGUCAAACUCCGCAGACAGCUGGAGAAACACAUCUCCCUGCAGAAGAUCAACACACGUAUUGGUCAGGGAGUGCCGGUGGUGGCUCUGAUAGUGGAGGGGGGUCCUAAUGUGAUCUCCAUCGUGUUGGAGUACCUGAGGGACACUCCGCCUGUCCCCGUGGUGGUGUGUGACGGGAGCGGGCGUGCCUCAGACAUCCUGGCAUUUGGACACAAGUACUCCGAGGAGGGAGGGAUCAUAAAUGAGACUCUGAGGGACCAGUUGCUGGUGACCAUACAGAAGACAUUCACGUACAGCCGGACCCAAGCCCAACACCUCUUCAUCAUCCUCAUGGAAUGCAUGAAGAAGAAGGAGUUGAUAACAGUUUUUCGGAUGGGGUCUGAAGGACACCAGGACAUUGACCUGGCCAUUCUCACUGCUCUGCUUAAAGGAGCCAACGCAUCGGCUCCUGACCAGCUCAGCCUGGCCCUGGCCUGGAACCGAGUAGACAUCGCUCGCAGUCAGAUCUUCAUCUAUGGACAACAGUGGCCUGUGGGUUCUCUGGAGCAGUCUAUGCUGGAUGCCCUGGUGCUGGACAGAGUGGACUUCGUCAAGCUGCUGAUCGAGAACGGAGUGAGCAUGCAUCGCUUCCUCACUCUCUCCAGAUUGGAGGAGCUCUACAACACGAGACAUGGACCAUCCAACACUCUAUACCACCUGGUCAGAGACGUCAAAAAGGGUAACCUCCCACCAGAUUACCGCAUUAGUCUCAUUGACAUUGGAUUGGUCAUCGAGUACUUGAUGGGCGGAGCUUACCGAUGCAACUACACCAGGAAGAGGUUUAGAACGCUGUAUCAUAACCUCUUUGGACCCAAACGACCCAAAGCCCUGAAACUGCUGGGGAUGGAGGAUGACAUGCCGAUCCGAAGGGGUCGUCAGAAGACUACACGGAAACGGGAGGAGGAGGUGGACAUUGACCUGGACGACCCUGAGAUAAACCACUUCCACUUCCCUUUCCAUGAGUUGAUGGUGUGGGCCGUGCUGAUGAAGAGACAGAAGAUGGCACUGUUCUUCUGGCAGCACGGGGAGGAGGCCAUGGCUAAAGCCCUGGUGGCUUGUAAGCUGUGUAAGGCCAUGGCCCACGAGGCCUCCGAGAACGACAUGGUGGACGACAUCUCACAGGAGCUCAACCAUAACUCCAGUGAGUUUGGCCAGCUAGCCGUUGAGCUGCUGGACCAGUCUUACAAGCAGGAUGAGCAGAUGGCCAUGAAGCUGCUAACCUACGAGCUGAAGAACUGGAGUAACGCCACCUGCCUUCAGCUGGCUGUGGCCGCCAAGCACCGCGACUUCAUCGCCCACACUUGCAGCCAGAUGCUGCUCACCGACAUGUGGAUGGGACGGCUGCGCAUGCGCAAGAACUCUGGACUUAAGGUGAUCUUGGGCCUGCUGCUGCCUCCGUCCAUCCUGAGUCUGGAGUUCAAGAACAAGGAUGAGAUGUCAUACAUGCCCCAGGACCAGGACACUUACCUGCAGGAGAAGGAGGAGGAGCCUGAGAAGCCUGCCAAUGAGAAGGAAGAAGAGGACAUGGAGUUCACAGUAAGAUCCUACUGUGAGACGCAGUACAACUCCGUGGCCAUGCUGGGUAAGGUAAGCACGGAGGCGUCUCGUAAGAAGGGCGUGGGGGAGGUCCAGAAUAGACACCGGCUCAUCCCCAUGGGCCGGAAGAUCUACGAGUUUUACAACGCCCCCAUCGUCAAGUUCUGGUUUCACACAAUGGCCUAUGUGGCGUACCUGAUGCUGUUCAACUAUAUUGUGCUGGUGAAGAUGGACCUGUGGCCCUCACCGCAGGAGUGGAUAGUCAUCGCUUACAUCUUCACCAAUGGCAUCGAGAAGAUGAGAGAGAUUCUGAUGUCGGAGCCGGGGAAGCUGUUGCAGAAGGUAAAGGUGUGGCUUCAGGAGUACUGGAACAUCACGGACCUCAUGGCCAUCCUCAUCUUCUCUGUGGGCAUGGUGCUCCGCCUCCAGGAGCCGCCCCUCAUGAGUUAUGGCCGGGUCAUCUACUGCGUUAACAUCAUCUAUUGGUACAUCCGGCUGCUCGACAUCUUUGGCGUCAACAAAUACCUGGGCCCCUAUGUCAUGAUGAUCGGCAAGAUGAUGAUUGACAUGAUGUACUUUGUGAUCAUCAUGCUGGUAGUGUUGAUGAGUUUCGGAGUGGCCAGGCAGGCCAUCCUGAAUCCCAAUGAGGACCCGUCCUGGAUGCUGGCUCGGAACAUCUUCUUCAUGCCUUACUGGAUGAUCUAUGGAGAGGUGUUCGCUGAUCAGAUCGACCAUGUACAUAGUAGGAAGCUAAAGCACAGGCUGAAUUCAAAACUCUGGAUGAUCGAAAAUCAGUUUCGAGCUCAUGGAACCUGGCGUAAUAAUGCUCCAUGUGGCCAGAAUAUCACCACAGAGGACGGGCAUGUUGUGGCUCUGCCACCCUGUAAGACGGGAGCCUGGAUCGUUCCUGCCAUCAUGGCCUGCUACCUUCUGGUGGCCAACAUCCUGCUGGUCAACCUGCUCAUCGCUGUUUUCAACAACACCUUCUUUGAGGUGAAGUCCAUCUCCAACCAGGUGUGGAAGUUCCAGAGGUACCAGCUCAUCAUGACCUUCUACGAGCGGCCCAUCCUCCCCCCUCCCCUCAUCAUUUUCAGUCACAUGACCAUGGUCCUCAAGCACCUGUGCUGUCGCUGGCGUAAGCACGACGAUGACGAGAGAGACUAUGGGCUGAAGCUCUUCAUCACUGAAGACGAGCUGAAGAAAGUGCAUGACUUUGAGGAGCAGUGCAUCGAGGAGUACUUCCGCGAGAAGGAUGACCGCUUCAACUCCUCAAAUGACGAGAGGAUCCGAGUGACAUCAGAGAGAGUGGAGAACAUGGCCAUGCGCCUGGAGGAGGUGAAUGAGAGAGAACACUUCAUGAAGUCAUCUCUGCAGACCGUGGACAUAAGGCUGGCCCAGAUGGAGGAGCUGAUUGGUCGGAUCGCUGUGGCUCUUGAGCGAGUCACAGGGGUGGAGCGGGGGGAGGUCAACAAGGCCCGCUCACGCACCUCCUCGGACUGCACAGACUCGGCCUACAUGCUGCGUCAGGGUGAGUGCCCAGAUGCGGCUUACAUCCUGCGCCAAAGCAGCUUCAACAGCCAAGAGGGGAACUCCUACCGGCUCAAUGAGGGUGCAGAGGGCUCCAUGUCUCCGCCCUCCCCCACCGGCCUGGCCACUCGCACGCGCAGUCACUCCUUCUACGUGGGUGGAGGUCUUGAGCGAGCUGGGGCCGACAGGGCCGAAAGGGCCGACCGUUUCCUCAAGGAGCGCUCCUUCAGCCUGCACCGAGCCAAUAGCUCACAGUCGGUGGCCUCGGGUACCGCCCCCAAGGAGUCUAAGCCCCUCCCACUGGCCACGCUGUCCAUCUCCCAGCAGCACCGCCCCUCUUCCUGCAUCGACAUCUAUGUGUCGGCAUCCGAGGAGGCGGGGCCAGCCGAGGUCUUCUCGGACCCGCUGAGGAUGGGCCCUCCCCUCCGGCACGACUCUUCGCUCCACUCUGAGAUUAUGGAGGCGGUGCUGUCGAGCGGGAGGGACUACAGCGGAGGCAGCGGAUUGGGCGACAGACACUCGGAGGGUGGUGCAGUGUUCGAGGACAGCGCGGCUGCAGACCUGUCGCUAUGCUCCGCCCACCUUCUCCCAGAUAACACCAUGCCGACCUGGGACCUGGACCCCUCCCCACCCCCGUCAGCGGGGCCACUGGAGCGCUCCAAGAGCAGCCGCUACCUGUCCACUGGCGGCAGGGGCUACCUAGAAGAGACUCAGCUGGUCAAAUCUCACAGCCUCAUGUUUACACCGCGAGGCUGCUACGGAGGCCUAGGGGCAGGUGUUCAGGUCAAAGCGGCUGAGUACACCAGCAUCACCGACUGCAUAGACACCAGGUGUGUCUCCGCCCCUUACUCCACCGCAGAGCGCUCCCACUCCCCCGGAGGCUCCACCUCAUUCCCCUUCAAUAAGCCUGCGGACUUGGGCUCCUCCCACCCAGAGCGCGAGGCCGAGCUCAGCCACACAGAGUCAGACCCUGAAGACCCAGAGGACCUGGCCCCGGCCCCCGAGCCCCAUCGCAUGGGGAGGGGCUUAAGAGGGGCGAGUGGGACCCCAUUCUGCUCACCCUUCUCCAGAAUGGAACGAGCCAACAGCUGCUCCUCAGAUGACUCCUCCCACCCAUCAUUGGCCCCUCCUUCACACAGAAAAAGCCUGUCGGUCAGUGAGAGGAUGGAGAGGGGUGCAGACCGUGGGGUUCUGGGGGGACCCAGGAACCCCUUCCUGAGGAGCAAGUCAGGGGCACGGCCCGACACCAAGACAGACAGCCUUUCCAUGAGAAAGCUGACCACCCCCUCUGCGUUCAGCAGCUUCGACAGUAGACACAACUACACGUGACAAUGAUGAAGAAAACAGGACAGGGACAGGGCACACUCUGUUACUAUACAGGACCAUAGGGCCAGCCAGGGGUAAAGGCAAGGGUCAUGGGGAGGGCUCCUACCAGUGUAAAACAAAGUGCUAUGAAGCUAGGGUAGUUCUUACCUCCUCCUGAAGCUGACUCUUGUUGUAUGUUUGGUGAUGGAGGGUAUGUGCCGUGUCUGUCUACCAUCUUUUUAGUCAAGUCAACACAUUGUUACUGUAAUGCAUCACGUCACAGAACACUGGUGUAGCCCAAAUAGAAAGUAUAAAAAUGAAAUCUCUGAUAGGACAGUUUAGUCAGUCUUUAGAAAAUAAUAAACUUGGCCACCUGACAAUAUAAGACUGGAGGUCAGAAUUGUCACCUCAACCCAAAUUUCCUCAGGUUCCCUAGUUUCCUCUUUGCCCUUAAACUGCCCAUACUCAUGGAUAUGACUCUAUACUUCUGUGCUUCCACCACUGAAAUAGCACUCUGUCUUUCCACCACUGAAAUAGCACUCUGUCUUUCCACCACUGAAAUAGCACUCAGUCUUUCCACCACUGAAAUAGCACUCUGUCUUUCCACCACUGAAGUAGCGUUCAGUCUUUUCACCACAGACAUAGCACUGCAUGCUACAACAGUAGCAGCAGUAGUAACCUCAUCCCCAGGGUAAUUGUACAUACCGCAUAUAAGCCUGAAACACCACCCACUCAAAUCUGGCCUAUGUGGUAGUAAAAAAUUAAAACCACAAAAACAUUUUUGAUCUUAGCGAAUCACACGACUGGGCAUUGUGUCUCCUAUUCAAAAAACUUGUGCGACGCUAGCAAGACGGAGGUGGGAAGUGCUCAGAGGGAGGUGCUUGAUUACAAAUAAAGCCAAUGGCUAUGGAUUAUAACUUUUUCCUGAUCUUUCUGUUGGGAUAAUGAAGGCCACGUUUAAAGUUUUGGUCCACCAGACUGUCCAAGCAUGCAUAAGCGACAUAAGCGGUCGCUUCCGGGGGGCCCCCGACCCCCCAACAAAACUCAGUCUGGGAACUCAGUUGGGGUCUCAACUUACUGUUGAGAGAUAUAAUAGAAGAAUACACAAGGUGUAAGUUCGAAAUUUGGUUGUGCAUCAGCAGUUAUUUUUUUCUUGUUUUGUCAUUCACUGACAGUCAUUCAAUUAGCCAUGUCAGCUAACAAUUUUUAGAUUGAUAAGUUAGUCUAGCCAGUUAUCUAAACAGUGCCCAGGGGCACAAAUUGAUUUUGUUAGUCACGCUCACUCAGAUAUCAUUAACAUUUCAUAAAUCAUGGCAAAAUGGGUAGAGUUGCAGGAAAUUAGAUUUAAAUUUCAAAAAUGUCUCUCUGCCCCAUGGCAAAAUGAGUAGAAUUGUAUGAAAUAUGUUAUAAAAUUGCAACAUUUUAUCUCCGUCCCAUGCCAAAAUGUGUAGAACGGCAGAAAACUUAUUUAAAAACUGCAAAAAGUUUUGCUGCCCCAUGGCAAAAUCAGUAGAAUGCAUCUCCACUGUCAAGAGGGGGGCCACUAAACAUUUUGCCCUGUGUCAGAGCAUUGGGGGGGGGGGGGGGGGGGGGUCUGCUGAACUAAAUUACAGCAGUAGUGACUAUAGUAAAACACAUGGACACCAGUCAGCUGGGGAUGACUUUAUGAAUGGAUAGAGACAAUGAGCAUUGUGCCGGUUGAAUUUCUAGACAUAAUAGGGCUCUAUUAUGUAUAAUGCAUGUCCCUGGUUUAAAAUCCAUGCACAUUGACAGUCAAGUAACAUUGACUCAAUAGAUUUCAGGGGUCAAAAUCAGGGCAGUAAAAUCGAUUACCUACAGGACCUGAGUAACAGGGAAGAUGGGAAAUGUGAUUAAAUGUAGACUCAUCAUGUGCCUAUCUAUUUACUUGUUGUCCUAUCCCCAGUCACCCGGGCUUAGUGUCAUUGUGGCCUACAGUGUAAAGGUAUGAACAAAGUCUUAACACAUACACAUAGUCAUACGUGCACUCUAAUGCCAGCAAGGUGUGUGGAAUGGCUGAAGGAAAGCCAAAACAAUUAUUAUUAUUUCCCUUGGAUUAAAUCUGCUCAAAAUCUACUCAGUGCAAAACUCUAAACUGGGCACCAGAGGGGGCUGUGACCCUGUUUAAGGAGUCCUUCAUCCCAAGCAGUAAACUAAUGUUGAAAUUAGAACACAUCAAGAUCAGCCUUUUCAGCACGAAAACAUCAAGCAUGUCUGGUAAUGGCAUUGCCCGUUCCUUUCAUUCCUCUGGCAGCAGCAUUUUGUUGCUUGGAUCUGACACCUGCUAGUCUCGGGUAGCCAGAUAUGGUAAACUACGAUCAUUGGAUCCAUACUUCCUACUUUGUUUGGACGUUCAUUCAUGAUUUAUUCUAUUCAAAUCGAAGCACCAGACUAACCAGAGUAAUCGUUUAGAAUGAUCAUCUGAAAACAGCAGAGAAUAGUCUGCACAACAUGUAAGAAUAGAUAAUACUGUACAUUGUAUGUGUAGGCUAGAAGAGAAUGGUUAGAGAACUGAAUUCCACAAGAUGGAGUUAUUUGAAACAUUUGCAAAAGAGUCAACUCUAUGAAUCAUAUGCAUUUUAAGAGACAUAGAGGCACCAUUCAAGUUGAUGUAAAUGGCAGAGAACCAGAUUUGUUUAAUCGCUUAAUUUAUUACAACUAAAAAUAUCUGACAGGAGUGGAAUACCUGUUACAACAUGUUUGUAAUAAUGGAACAUGAUGAGUAACAUUUACAUCACAGGUUCUCAAAUUAGUUCUUUUUUAUAUUUGAUCAUUAUUAAAUCACUUCAAUUUAAUUGCACUGCAAUUGUUUUGAUUGAUUAUAUUUGACUAUUUUGUUGCUUACAAUGAAUAAUUGAAUGGCUGUUUGAAAUACAAACAGAAUAUUUAUAUAUUUUCAGUGCUAUUUUGUCUAAUUGAAAGUAUUUUGAAUUAUUACAAGGUUUUAACAUUAAUAAAAGGUGUCACCUAUAAGCACUAAAAACGUAUGUAUUAUAUGAUUCACUUAAUAUAUUAUGUGAUAAAUUACUAUAUUGUACAUCACAAUCAUAUUUAAAGUAUUUAAUAAUUUGCUAUAUUGUAUGUUCAUGAGCAACUGUCAAAAAGAAAUACAAAUAUAUAUAUUUUUUAUGUAGGUUGGAUAUUUCAAUGCAAUACUCCACUGCAAGCAUUACCAAACUGAGGGUGUCUUUCAGGCCUGGAGUAACUAUUUGAAAUUCACAGUAACUUAAACAUCUACAUAUAUCUUCACAUUUCUUUUGUUAGUAAUUCUUCUCACAAAUCUACUUACCCAUGGUAUCCUUUUCCUGUAUUUCGCAACUGUUGGGAUAAUGCAUUUCUGAAGUGUUUACAACAUUUUUUCUUACACUGGAGAAAGGCAUUGAUUUCAUGGCUAAGAACAUGCGUAAGAACUAAGAGAGAGAACUAGGAGAGAUAACUACUUGAUGCCUUUUGAGGGGAGGGCUAGCGGCUCUCUGUGUAUCUUCAUUAUUGAUCUGAAUGUUUAAUUUUCCUUAUCAAUGUCCAAUACCAUUGCAGGGUGUUUUCACACAUUUCCUAAGCUGCUUCUUUGUCUUGUAAGGUUGUAGAGUCGCGAGUGACGCUCAGCAAAUGAAGGAAAUGUGUUGUAUGAGCUGAAAACCAAAAAAUAAGGAAUAUUUCAAUCUCUCUUGAGCAGACAGGCCUCCACUAAUCACUGUGCUUAUGCAUUCAACCCACAUUUUCAUGGGACUCCCACAUCAGUUGUGUUCCAUGAAACCCAACCCUCCCAUCCAUUUUGUGGGCACAGGAGUCAAAGUUGAAACCAACUAUGAGCUUUAAUACGAUCACAAAGUGUGAAGAAUAGUUUGCUGGGCUUGGAGUUUUGUUGAAAACUAGUGUAAGCACAUCCAACUUUCAGGUGCAGGGGUGCGUAAAGUAUAGUCAUGAAAAAAAAAAAAAUACCCGCACAAUGUUGGACACUCCUGUUGUUAGUUGUCGGUGGGGUUUUGUCUCACAAUACAUGGGAUAGAUCACUUUUUCAAAUUUGUAGUCGAAAAAUAAGCUUUAAAAUAAGUUAACAAACUUUUAAAAAGGAUGUCUGAACAUCUCAUUGAACACGCUCAUUGAACACGCUCAUUGAACACGCUCAUUGAAGGAACAUUAGGUGACAAUAGAGGAGAGAUAAGGUGAUAGUUUGGUUACUCCUUGGCUUUUUGUCCAGGCACUGGUUUGGGUCCUGGGUCCUUUAACUAACCUCAGUGAAUGGGCUGUCAGCCCUCCAGGGGACAUAAGAGAUAUUUUUAUUUUCAUUAUGGAGAGGGACAUGCAAGGACAAACAUGUCCAUAGCACUUCUAACUCAUGUGUAAAUGCUCUGUAAAUGUUUUGUAUAUGUUGCUGUGGCUGUUGUACAAUAUAUCAAUAUAUAAAAUAAAAGGGAGGUCUAUGUAUGUCUGAGGACUCUGACACAGAAAUGACAGUAGCCUAAUACUGAGAAUUGUGCCAAUGUGAUCCAACAAAACCUAAUGUACAGUAUUUUUUAAAUAUUUUCCUAUACUGUAGCAUCCAGCUUUGUGAAUCAUAGACUAUGGUUAUAAUUCAAAUAGGUUUUUAUUUCCCCUCGAUCUGUUGGUGAGUAGGCUACUCGUAUGCUAAAGAGGAGUCCAAGCACAUGUUUUCUGCAAUAAUGCUGAUAUUGUAGUUUUACUUGAGGGGACUUAUCUUCCAGCAGUCUCACUUUAUUUAGUGUCCUUUAAUGCAUGCAGCUCUUCCACUGAUGAUGUACAAAAAUACAUUCUGUGAAAUUGAUGAAAGAGAGAGAGUGCGAGAUAGAGAGAUUAUAAAUUGUGUCACAGUGGUGAGUAUUUGGAUGCAAAUGCAAAUCUGUAUUCUUCAAUAUGAAUAGGAUCAUGUCUGGCAUGCAUUAUUAAAUAAACACAUGAAUGCAUAA